This is a messenger RNA of Rhododendron vialii, 765 nucleotides long. RefSeq names its product 1,3-beta-glucanosyltransferase GAS1-like. The record is from RefSeq and is a predicted model, not a curated record. Lineage: Eukaryota; Viridiplantae; Streptophyta; Magnoliopsida; Ericales; Ericaceae. The transcript has 2 exons. Bases 1 to 765 code for a protein of 254 amino acids.
AUGGCGAUGGCAUCACUAUCUAAGAUGCUAACCACAACACUCCUCCUUACGAUCCUCUCUCUAGCCGCCGACAACGGAACAACAGCAGCAGCAACAGCAGGGGUGGAAGCAGCAGCAACAGCAGGGGUGGAAGCAGCAGCCACGUGGUGCGUGGCAAGGAGCGACGCGAGCCAGGCGGCUCUGCAAACGGCGCUCGACUACGCGUGCGGCGAGGGAGCCGAAUGCGCGCCGGUCCGGCCGUCGGGGCCGUGUCACCUUCCGAACACGGUGCAGUCUCACGCUUCGUACGCGUUCAACAGCUAUUACCAGCGGAAAGGCAGUGCUCCCGACAGCUGUGACUUCGGUGGCACGGCAACCGCUUCAAAGACCGACCCGAGUUAUGGGUCUUGUGUUUAUCCAUCGUCUCCAAGGUACGCCACUCCUUCGUCGUCAUCUUCUCCGAUUGGAAGUGGCUUGUCUGCAGCCAAAGUUUCAACUGCAGAGAUGCAGUCUAAGUCCUCGCCUAACGGUAGGGGUAGGGUUGAGCUCUCGCGGCAGUUUGGUUCGGUUUUUGCACCUUAUAUCUCUCCGAUGGAGUGGCCAGCGGCGGGCUUGGUGGUUGCCAGUGGCGGAUGUGCGGUGAUGUUGGUGAUUUCUGUCUGGAUGGCGGGCGGCGGUGGUGGGCAGCUGUUGGUAGAAGUUUUGCGCUUAUUGUUUUAUUCUGGGUUAGGUUUCUUUUUUGCGCUAAUUGUUUUAGUUGGACAUUUUAGGCCUACAGAUGUUUAG